AUGCCGGCGCAGGAAACCCAGCCAGUGCAGACAACCCAGCCGGCGCCAACACAGACGAUGCGAGUGCACACGAAGCCAGUUUGGGCAGUCGCAUUGUUCAAAGACGGUCGACAGGUUGUCACUGCUUCCGAGGACAAAACCCUGCGAAUCUGGGACGUGGAGAAAAGAGCAUUGGUGGCAGGGCCAUUCAAGGGACACAGUAGCUGUGUGCUUUCAGUCGCUGUAUCGCCAAACGAUAGGCGAAUUGCAAGUGGUGGGAGAGAUAGAACCAUCAUCAUCUGGGACGUCGAUACCAAGCAGAUGGUAUUCAAACCACUGGUGAAGCAUACAGACUGGGUCAUGUCAGUUCGUUUCUCCCCCGAUGGAAAGAGACUCGCAAGCGGGUCAUAUGGUGAAAGAGUUAUUAUAUGGGAUGCGGAGACCGGCGCUGUCCUCUUGACACUCAGGGUUGGGAGUGUGGUGUCCAGUGUCGCCUUCAGCCCAGAUGGACUAAAAUUAGCAUCGGGAUCAUCGCGUAGAAUCCGGGUCUGGAGCACCGAUAAUGCCGAGCUUCUUCUCGACAUCGACGCUCACAACAAUUCGGUCGAGAGCAUUGUAUGGUCGCCCGACGGCCAGCAACUUGUCUCUGCAUCACAUGACAAAACAGCCAAGUUUUGGAACUCGUCGAAUGGGACCCAGAUUGGUCAACCUUGCACUGGUCACACUGACUUCAUUUGGUCACUUGCUAUUUCUUCUGAUGGCUCCUUCAUUGCAACCGCUUCGGACGACAACACUGUGCGAUUGUGGAGUACAAAGUCACACCAGCAGAUAGGUCAUGCAUUCCAACACACCACACCGGUUUUCUGCGCCUCAAUCUCUCCUAGCGGGGAACUGCUAGUGAGUGGAGAUAAUGAUGGGAAUCUUCAGCUCUGGUCCGUCGAGAGCACAGUUUCCGCAGCAUUCCGCAUAGAUGCCCCACAUGAUUCCUACUUUGCGCACCGCAGUGAAGUGAAGUUGGGCCAAAAACUGUAUGCGGAGGCCCUUUCGGACGCGAACAAGGUCAUUGAGCUCAACCCUUCGUCUUAUCUCGGAUACAAAUUGAAGCAUGCAGCGCUUCGUGGAGCACAGCGUUAUGAUGAUGCAUUCGAGGCUUUCACAGUUAUGCUCUCUAAGUUGGAUGAUUCACCCGACCCACGUAUACGACAGCUACGCCAGAAAUACGUUAGUCUAUCUGAAGUGGAAGAUGCUAUCCGACGAGCCAUUCACGCCCAACAGGAAAAUGCUCCACUUCGUCUCAUCAACACCUCUACUGGACGUUUGUGCAAUCGAGAUGCUCAGAUCAACGCAUUCACAGAGAGUACAGAGUAUAAAGAGCUUUUCCCUUCAUUAGUGAUGCAUUCGCCGCUCCAAACAGAGCUUAUCAAAGAAGUGGUCGUCGAGUACUUCAGUUGGGUCAUGCUAUCCCAUAGGUGGGGAACCACGGAGCUGGGGCUGCACGACAUUCAGGACAAGGUCAUAUACGAGUUGGAUCCGGUCGGAACCACGGUGAAGUUGCAGAAGUUCUGCAAAGUUGCUCGCAGAGCGGGGUAUCACUGGGCAUGGAGCGAUACCUGCUGCAUCGACCAGAAUAACAACGUCGAGCUCCAAGAAUCAGUCAAUUCCAUGUUCAUCUGGUAUCAUCACUCAGCGCUCACUAUCGUCUACCUAUCAGAUGUCCCGCCUUCGUCCAAGUCAGGCGCGCUCGCAAACAGUAUUUGGACCACGCGAGGAUGGACCGUUCAGGAAUUCCUCGCUCCUAAAAUUGUUCUCUUCUACCAAGCAGAUUGGACUCUAUAUCUCGACAGACGCUCACGCAACCACAAGGAGUCUGUCAGUAUCAUGGGGGAGUUGGAGCAUUCAACUGGCAUAAAUGCGCGGGCGCUUGUUGACUUCCAUCCAGGGACAGGAGAUGCUCGAGAGAAACUUCGAUGGGCGUCAAACCGUGAUACCACUAGGGAGGAAGAUAUCGCGUAUUCACUGUUUGGGAUCUUCGGCGUCCACCUUCCUGUAAUCUACGGAGAAAAAAGACAGAAUGCGCUCGGACGACUCUUACAGGAGAUCAUAGCUCAUUCGGGCGACAUCACGUCCCUUGAUUGGGUUGGACAAUCGUCCAAUUUCAACAGUUGUCUCCCAGCCGAGAUUUCCUCAUACAAGGCUCUACCAUGCAUGUUGCGAUCUCUGUCCGAAGACGAGAUGCAGAUAUCGGUCUCCAUGCUGCGAAACAAUAAUGUGACUGUGGAGUCGGCUUUGAAACUGUAUGCCACUCUUAAGAACCUCGGCGUUCCUCGUUUCGCAAACGCUAGACUGCAACUGCCCUGCAUUGCAUUUCCUCUCACAGAAAUCAGGCGGAGUCCUGGUGGAGACGAGAACAAAUGUUCCACAUAUGAAGUCAAGGCAGACGGGCUACAAGACCUGCUGGUCACAACGGAAGACAAACUUGUUCAAUUCUCGCCUGCAAAACGUACUCGGCAGACAUUCCUGCUCGUCCGUCCGUGGAAUCGGUAUGAUCUCGAGUUGGUUGACUAUACAGACGAGUCGCAGAGCGUGGAUGAUUGGCAUGAUGAACCUGGAGAUGACGAACUGAUCACCAGAGGGUUGAGAUUACUCGUUUGCCUUACUCGUCCUUCUGGGGCGCUUUUGCUAGCGCAACAGCGUGGUGGGGAGUAUAAGAGAAUCGCUUCGGAUAACACUAUCAUCGCACAAGUCAGGGACACGGCAUCUGUUGAUAAUAUGAUGGACAUCCGGACGCUGGAGAUAUUGUAG
Messenger RNA from Suillus subaureus, 2781 nucleotides. Its product is annotated as WD40-repeat-containing domain protein. Lineage: Eukaryota; Fungi; Basidiomycota; Agaricomycetes; Boletales; Suillaceae. The record is from RefSeq and is a predicted model, not a curated record. Gene Ontology annotation, molecular function: protein binding. Bases 1 to 2781 code for a protein of 926 amino acids. The transcript has 3 exons.